AGAUGGCAGACAUCGAAGAGAACAAAAAACCUGAAGAAGGGUCCAAUGCCAAUCAACAAUUAACUGCUUUGAAGACAACCACUCAAAAUGCCCAAGGGGAAGAAAUUGUCACUAUUACAACAACCAACUACGAACAACUGUCUUUCAUUUCCAGAAACGAAUGGAGAAGUAGAGCUAUUGAGUCAAAUAGCUUGCACUUGAGGACAAAGAAUAUCUUUGUUUCAAGUGACGAAAUAAUGGAUGAUGAUAGUACUGUGUAUGUGAUGCCAAAGAAUCUCUUGAGGAAGUUUGUACAGAUUUCUGACUCAAGAAGUCAGAUCGGUGGUUUUAUCUAUGGUAAGUCGCCAGAUCCCAACUCACCAGUCAUAGAAAUUCAAAAAAUUGUUAUGGUCCCUCAAUUAGGUAACACCCAUUCAAUUCAAUUCCCAAACGAAUCUCCAAGUAUCAAUGACAUAGAAUUGCUUGGUUGGAUUCAUACCCAGUCUACAGAUUAUAAAGCACUCACACCCGUGGAUAUCAAUACUAUCUCCAAAUUUGAACGAAACUAUCCUUUCUGGAGUAAAGAUAAAGUGACUUUAACUGUUGCAUUUACUCCUGGGUCUGUGACUUUGUCUUCUUACACAUUGAAUGAGGAAGGUUAUGAGUGGGGCAAGUCAAACAAAGACUUGUUAUCCAUGUCACCACCAGGAUACUCCUCUGCAUUUAGUGUUAAGAAUCAACUAGUUCUUUCUGACCGAAUUGUGGGCUCUUUUAUGGUUCCAGAUGAUAACAUUUGGAAUUUUGCAUUUUUAGGACAACUUUGGAGUGCAAAGAAUGAAUUUGACUUGAAAGUAGACAUUCCAUUGCCUUACUACCAUGAAUUCCAUCGACCAAUUCAUUUCAGUCAAUUCAAUGAAAUUGAAGCUAACCCAUUAGAGGCUGAUCAAGAAGAUAACUUCGAGUGAGCAGGUGUAUAUUAUGUAUAUAUUUUGAAUUUUUCAUAAGUCAUAGUACAAACUAAUUUACCAAUGUCUGACAGAAAUCAAGUGAUCCUCAAUUUGUAUAAGAAGUCUUCUGAAAUCGUUCCUGGGGAUAUUCUCUUUCAAAAGAAUCAAUUCGAGAGAGUUUUUUCCGUUCAUAUACUUCAAUAAACUGAAAAAUAUGACAGUCAAUUCGGGAGAAAGCUUACAUUCUUCUGUGACAACUUUGUUUAUCCACCUUCUCUCCAAUGCAUUUGCUCUAGCCGGGUCAAGAAUAAUUGUAUCUUCAUCAUCUUCUAAGACAAUUUCUGGUCCCUGAUUGAUAUUCUUAAUCCCCAUUACGAUAUCAU
Molecule: messenger RNA, 1309 nt
Organism: Yamadazyma tenuis ATCC 10573
Lineage: Eukaryota; Fungi; Ascomycota; Pichiomycetes; Serinales; Debaryomycetaceae
Source: RefSeq, a predicted model, not a curated record